AUGCGGAGCCGAGCAAACCCGAUAGCGGCUUUUAUACUUCUCUUUUCGGGUACGUCCGUUUAUUUUCUUGCGCUUAUCUCCAUGGAACGUGCUUUCGCUGUCCUACGGCCAAUCCGUCAUCGCAUCACAAACAGUCGAGUUUACAACUGUAACAUCGAUAUUGUUUGGGCUGUCGGCCUUGCUUUCUUUGGUUUUACCUUAUUAUCCUUCUAUUAUUCAGAUUUUGUGGGGGAAUAUGUUUUCCUCACUUUUAGGACAUUCCUUCUUAUUUCCUUUUUGAUAAUCUGUGUUAGUUACCUAAGCAUACGCACUCGAUUGCGAGCACCACCACGCGCGGAGCUAGACAAUCACAGGCAUCGAUCAAGGGAGCACAAUUUACGAUUUUCAAAAACAGUUUUUAUAGCAAUUGUUUCAUCGCUUGCGUUUUGGAUGCCUGCUUUUGUUGUCUACUCAACGAGAGAAUUUAGUCAGCGAUGCUUUACACCACUUGUGUUUUGGCUCGUGGAUGCCAUGUAUCUGGUAACUUCUAUGGUGAAUCCUCUCGUGUACAGUUACAGAAUGCAAAUUUUGAAAGACGCGAUC
Porites lobata is the source of this 582-nucleotide messenger RNA. NCBI's taxonomy places the organism in Eukaryota, Metazoa, Cnidaria, Anthozoa, Scleractinia, Poritidae. The record is from the annotation of a GenBank genome assembly.